Molecule: messenger RNA, 705 nt
Organism: Penicillium waksmanii
Lineage: Eukaryota; Fungi; Ascomycota; Eurotiomycetes; Eurotiales; Aspergillaceae
Exons: 2
Coding region: 1-705 (234 amino acids)
Source: RefSeq, a predicted model, not a curated record
AUGGACCCAGACGCAAGCAUUCCGGACUCCGAACCCUCAACCUUCAACUACAUCCUCUCCUUCCUCCUCGUCGGCGUAGCAUGGGGCUUCACAACCCCCUUUAUCCGGCGCGCAGCGGCAGACUUCAACGCGCGACAAGAGAAGCAGCAACAGCAGCAACAGACCGGCACAGAACCCCGCGGACGAUCGCAGACUCAAUCGUCGAGUCCGGACUUUCGGGACGAGGCAGGAGAGGAGCAGGAGCUUCUUGUGCGGGAUGAUGCGGAUGUUGAGGGUGAUGGAGUGAGGAGGCGGAGUGCUAGUCAGCAGCGACAGGAGCAGCAGGCUGCUACUGGCGCAGGUGCUGAACAAGAGGGUGAUGUGGACAACACGCCAGCGCCAGCCUGGAUGCAAUCGCAGCAGAAGUCCUGGGUGCGAACGAAGAUCGUGUCUGUGUUCUGGACCGUUGUGAAUAUGCUCCGUACGCCGGCGUACUCGAUUCCACUGGUCAUCAAUCUGACGGGGAGUAUUUGGUUUUUCUUGCUUGUUGGAAAGCAUGAACUCUCUCUGACAGUGCCACUGGCGAAUUCGAGUGCGUUUUUGUUUACGGUUUUGGGCGAGUGGUAUGUUGAUCGGAAGGUUAUUGCGAAGGAGACCUGGUUGGGACUGGCGUUGGUGCUGGGCGGUAUUGCGUUGUGUGUGCAUUCGAAGAACCAGACUGGUUGA